Molecule: messenger RNA, 561 nt
Organism: Anisakis simplex (herring worm)
Lineage: Eukaryota; Metazoa; Nematoda; Chromadorea; Rhabditida; Anisakidae
Source: the annotation of a GenBank genome assembly
ACUCCUCUUCAAGCAAUGAAAGUCAUUCCGGAAUAUAUGAUCGCACAAAAUCGACCUUAUGGCGCCAGUGACGUCUAUACGAAUCUUCAUCAAGAGUUCGGAAAAACCGUAAAUUCUCUCGCAGAUUUUAUUUUACUCAAAACGAUUUCAUUUUUGUCUGUCAAACGUUUACUUGAAAAUAAAGAAAUAUAUGAAUAUCGAAAAAUGGAUCAAAAUCGAGUGCACAUUUCGAAAGUCAAAUCACUCGAAGCACAACUUACAACACCACAACUUGCGGAGGCAAUUGAACGCCUUGAAGCUGAGCUGUCUGGAAUGGAAAAGCGUAAAAGUGAACUGGAAGGAAAUCAAGAUUCCAUGAGUGCAGACGAAAAGAAGAAGGCUGAGCAAAGUGUUGAUUAUUAUGAGAAAUUGAUGCGACAACGUAAACGAUGCGCAGAAGAUAUGAUCGCUGCGAUCAGUGAUAACUAUCCGAAGAAGAUGAACAUCCUGCUGGUUGCUUGCAUUUUCUUUGAUUUCAUAUUACUUAUGGAAUUAGGUGAAAUGCUUUUGGUAGAUGAGUGA